AUGAAGCUCACCCAGCUAACUGCCGCUCUGACGGCCAUUGUACACGCCAGCCGCGGUGGUGCUGAUCCAACCUUUGUACCGACAAGACCGCCUGCAGUGCCUUUGGCUGUAAGAUCGCCCUACCUGAAUGCCUGGCUCCAGUGUAGCCCAACGUGCAUUCUACCCGGCUCCUGGCCACGAUUUUGGACGACACAGGUCCAGGGCUGGCAAGGAUACGUAUCAGUGGAUGGAACGACAUACAACUGGAUGGGAGGCCACCAGGGCCCAGGGCCCGUCAACCAGGUGUCGCUGGAGUAUACAUCCACCAAAAGCAUCUUCACUUUCGAUGUUGAGGGAAAGAUUACAAUGACGGUCACCUUCCUGUCCCCUGUCUACCCCGACGACAUGGCGAGGCAGUCGUUGCAGUUUUCUUAUGUUUCGGUCAAGGCUAGGUCCUCAGAUGGGGCGUCACACAAGGUUUCCAUCUACAUGGACGUAAGUGGAGAAUGGGCUAGCGGGGAUGUCUCACAAGUUGUCCGGUGGGACAGUUCUACGUCCGACGAUAUCCGUAUGCACAAGUUCUCCCGGGUAAAUCAGCAGGAGUUUGCCGAGUCUGGUGAGAUUGCCAGCUGGGGGAAUUGGUACCUUUCAACUCGAUCCGACAGCGGCUUGACCUGGCAGAUCGGUGCCGACACGACGGUACGCGACCAGUUUGUGAAGAUGAAAAAUCUUACCAACACGAUGGAGUCGAACUUCCGACCGGUGAGAGAACAAUGGCCUGUGCUUGCAUUCUCGCACGAUCUGGGGGAUGUUGAUGAAGAGGAAGUCGAACGGCUCUUCACCCACGGCCUCAUGCAGGACCGCGUCAUCAAUUUCGCUGGCCUGAGCGGCCAGUUGGAACCUGUUCCCGGGUUAUGGACGUCCUUCUACCCCGACCAAAUCACAGCAGUGGUCGAUUUCUAUAACGACUACCAGCACGCCAGCGAGGUGUCCUCUGCGCUAGACCGACAAAUCCAGGCCGAUUCUGAGGCUGCCGCUGGGAAGGACUAUGCCAUUGUCACGACGCUUGCCGUCCGCCAGACGUUUGGCGCUCUUCAGUAUGCCGGAACCUCGUCGAAGCCCUAUAUCUUCCUCAAGGAGAUCAGUUCAAACAGCGACAUCCAGACCGUUGACGUAAUCUUCCCUGCGUAUCCAAUCGUCCUGUAUCUCAAUGCAACUCUGGGUAGAUAUCUGCUGGACCCUCUGUUCGAGAACCAGGAGAGCGGAGCGUAUCCGAAUGCCUGGGCCAUCCAUGACCUGGGCACGUUCCCGGUGGCCAGGGGCUAUCCGGCGGGAAAUGACGAGCCGAUGCCAUUGGAGGAGUGUGGAAACAUGAUUAUCAUGUCACUUGCCUACGCUCAACGUACUGGCGACACUGGCUACCUCUCCGCCCAUUACCUCAAGCUGUCUCAAUGGGCCGAGUUUUUAGUGAACGACUCUUUAAUUCCUGCACACCAGUUAUCCACUGAUGAUUUCGCAGGGCCACUUGCCAACCAGACGAACCUGGCCAUCAAGGGCAUCAUUGGGCUAAAAGCCAUGUCUCAGAUCGCUCAGCUCACAAAUAACGACGAUCGGUUUGGCGCUAUAGCUGAGGACUACCUCGUAAAAUGGCAGACAUUAGGCAUCAACUCGGAAGCCAACCCGCCACACACGACCCUGAGCUACGGGAAUGGCAGCAGUCACGGCCUCCUAUACAACAUCUACGCCGACAAGCUGUUGGGUCUCAACUUUAUCCCGCAGUCCGUCUACGACAUGCAAAGCGCCUUCUACCCGACCGUGGCCGAGGAGCACGCCGUGCCGCUUGACACAAGGCAUAACUGGGCUAAGUCGGACUGGGAAAUGUUUGCUGCCGCCGUGGCGAGCACCGAGACGCGCGACAUGUUCAUAAGCAAGCUCGCCAACUGGGUCGGCGUCACGUCAACCAACCGGCCCAUGACCGACCUAUUCGACUCUGUCACGGGCGGGUAUCCCUCGGACGGGCCGACGUUUGUCGCACGACCGGUCAUGGGCGGCAUGUUCGCUUUAUUAGCUUUGCCUAGGUAG
Molecule: messenger RNA, 2061 nt
Organism: Canariomyces notabilis
Lineage: Eukaryota; Fungi; Ascomycota; Sordariomycetes; Sordariales; Chaetomiaceae
Product: DUF1793-domain-containing protein
Exons: 8
Coding region: 1-2061 (686 amino acids)
Source: RefSeq, a predicted model, not a curated record